This is a messenger RNA of Sporisorium graminicola, 3657 nucleotides long. RefSeq lists its product as uncharacterized. The transcript has a single exon. The record is from RefSeq and is a predicted model, not a curated record. Lineage: Eukaryota; Fungi; Basidiomycota; Ustilaginomycetes; Ustilaginales; Ustilaginaceae. The coding region runs from base 1 to 3657 and encodes 1218 amino acids.
AUGGACGCUCACACCCUCAACGCAUGGACUCGUUUCGCCCUUCAGAAGGGUGGCAUCGGCUCGUGCACAGCUCUCAUCGACAACCCUGCAACCGAGCCAGAGGACCUCAUGUUCAUGGCUGGCGAAAAGAUCAUUGUCCUCCGCCGGCUCGACGACGACUCGCUCGAUGCCGAUCGCCGUCCCACAAGCAGCACCAGCGCAGCCCUCAACAAGCGCAAAAGCGAGACACUCCCAGACUCGGAAGCCUGGUUCCUCGGUUACUGCGAAGGCGUCGUCGGUCGUUUCAAAGGAGCACACGUUCAGUUCCACGCCCGCCUCAAGAAGCCAGUCCUGAUGCGACGCAGCGGCGCAGGCGGCAUCCGCGACUCGAGCAUGCGGCCCAUGUCCAAGAGCGAGGCAGCCAAGAUGCAUCUCUCCCAGGUGCCCGCUGGCAUCCCAUUCACAGCCGUCAACUCGGAUGGCGAGGAGGACCCCUCCAUCACCUCGCCCUUGGAUCGACGCACGCACGCGCUUCCUCUGCCCACUAACCCCUCAGCCGGUCCCUCGACUUCAUCUGCUUCCGCCCGCCAACCGCCCUCGUCGUCAUCGGCAGCAGCAGCAGCACCGGCUUUCAAAACGGGUAGGUUCGGUCUCACCACACCGCCCCUCUCCGAUGAAGGCCAUCUCCGCAAGCAGUCCAUCCCGCGCAGACCCGUCGAGGACAACGAUGAAGAUUCAGACGACUCGACCUCCCUUCUUCCCUGGGCCAGACACAGCCGGCAAAGCAGCGUCGCCUCCAAUUCCAGUCCCGCUCCCAAACCCACAUCGCUUCCCACUCGCAACGGUUCACUCAUGCGCCCCGCCCCGCCCACACGCACUUCAUCUGCUUUCACGCACGACUACGCUGCCGAGGCGCAAGCAUCGCAAGCCCAUACGCUGCCUACCAUCCACCAUCUGCCACCGUCGCCCAUCUCAUCGAGCGAAUCACCAGUACAUGCCGAGGCCAGAAGCGCGCUUCCUUCCAUAACAACCACGGCCAGCUCUCGAUCCAAUUCGCGUUCCGCCGACACCUCGGUCACGACCACCGUCGCAGGCACCAGCACCGCUGCCGAUCUCACUUCGCGCACAUCGUGCACCUCGUCCAACAGCACCACCUCGACCAACGACGACUCGGACGACGAGCAGGGCGCCGAGAAUCGCCGCAGGGACUACACUUUCUCCAUCUACGACGUCUAUGGUCGCGACUCGGUGGCCUUCCCCAACUUUGACUUUCGUCAAUACGGCAGCAAGUCUUCGCUCGCCAAGCUGGCUGCGUCCAAGUCGUCCGAAUCGCUCAACGUUCCUAGCCAAGGCUCGUCGGGUGCUACUGACGACAGGCUUCAGCUGACGCCAACCCCUCAGCAGCCUUCAUCGGCAGCAUCGCAGCAGCAGCAUACACAGCAGACGACCGCGCAUAUGACCUCCGGUGACUUCCCGCGCCGACCUGGUCAGCUCAACGUACCUGCUGCCGGCGAUGCUUCCAUCCCGCUCGCUCUGCGAUCGCCCUCAGGUCGACGUCCGAGCGCCGCACCAGAUCCGAGAUCGGCAGCCAGCGGUGGUGCGCGAGGUCCGCCCAACAUGGCGUCGAGCUUGCGUCGUCAAGUCGAAGUGCCGACGCCGCCUGUCGCUAGUGCGACCUCCGCGUCUGUAUCUCCCCUUGACGCUGCAGGGGCUGCGCUAGUCGCCCACCCAGCUGCAGGAUCGAUGCAGACCCUGCGCGGACCAGGUGCAUUUGAUCCGCGCCGACGUCCCUCGCAGGCCAGCGCUGGACAAGCCGCUCGGAUGAAGCCCGGCACUCUACCUCCCAUCUAUACGGGAAGCUCAGGCGCAUCGACACCGUCGGUAGCAUCUGGCUCCGGCUCUGGAUCGUCGCCUCCCGGAUCUGCCAGCACGCCCGGCAGCCAAGAUACUGGCUUCAUGCAUCGACCAGGUUUUGCAGAGGCACGUCAUCGACACCGCUCCAUGUCGGUGGGCACGCAGGACAAGCUCGACGAUCGCGCCAAGAAUGCGGCCGCGACCACAUCCACUGCCGUGCCCCCGCCGCCUCAGAUCUACGAACCCGACUCUGCAAGCGCCGCGCGGCCCAGCUUCCGCACCUCGGCCGGCUCUGCACGCUCGCGCAACGGUCAAGCGACGUCGCCUGGACUUGGACCCGUGCGAGCCUCGUCGGAUCGACUGUCGGAGCGCGAGAGGGUGCACUCUGGCCAGGGGUCUGGCCUGCUGCGCAAGAACCCAUCCAACCCUACGCCUGGUCUGCACGGCGGCGGCGGUCUGCACGGGUUUGCACCCAUGGCGAGGAGCACGAGUCCGAUGAGCCAGCUUAGCGCGCCUUCGCCCAUUAUCGACUCGGAUCGACGUGGAAGUGGCGCGAGUGGCGCUAGCACCAAUGCAUACUCUACGGGCCCUCGAAGCCCGCCGAUCCGCAGCCCACUCGGGUUGACGAUGCCACCGGCGCCAGCGUCGGCUCCAGCGACUCCCGGCAGCGCCCGUCGACUCCCGCCCUCGAACGGUCUCUACCACUUUCCUCCCUCGCCCGGUUCGAUCAACAGCCCUGGCGGUGCAGGCCACCAAGGGUUUGACGCGAUGGGCUUUAUCAUUGAGCCUGGCGUUGCACCGUCGCUGCCGCCGUCGGACGAUCCCGAGCUGCGCGAAAAGUGGGCGGCAGUGCUCUCUGAAAACGACGUGAUGGCUGCAAAGAAGAGCCGAAAGGUCAAGAAGCUGGUGCGAACUGGCGUGCCCGCUUCGUUGCGACGCGAGGUGUGGCUAUUCCUGGCCAACGCAUCGGUUCGUCGCCGACCUGGCCUGUUUGAGCAACUGUGCAAGACGUCGCAAGGCAACCGGGGCAAGCGCGGAAAGGAGGAGGCGUACGAGACGAUCGAAAAGGAUCUGCACCGCACCCUGCCGGACCACCGGCUGUUUAUGGGCGAGACGGCGACGGGCCGCGCAGAUCUGGAAGGGAUCCUAAAAUCGUACGUCCACUUCAACCCCAUGCUGGGAUACACGCAGGGGAUGGGACUGUUGGCUGGAUUUGCGCUUAUCCAGAUGCCGGCCGAAGAUGCGUUCUGGCUGCUCUGCGCGGUGCUCCGAAACCCGCAGAUGGAAGAGUACUACUCUACGGGAAUGAAGCAGCUGCACGUCGACAGUGUCGUGUUUGAUAAUCUGCUCAAGACGAUGGACCCGGAGCUGCACGCACGGUUCGAGGACGCAGGAUUGCAGUCGAUCAUGUUUACGCCCAACUGGUUCCUGCCGCUGUUCACGCGCGUCUUGCCGUGGACGACGCUGCUGCGUGUCUGGGACGUGUUCUUCUACGAAGGUCCGACGUGGAUGCUUCGCGUGGCGCUGGCGAUCGUGCGCAUCCUUCGCGAGCAGCUGAUGAACCGUCAGACGUGUCCGACGGCGGGCGAGAUGCUCCAGCUGCUGCUGCAUCCGCCUCCGCACAACCUCACGGUGGACAACGUGCUGAACUGCGCCUUUUCGGUCAAGCUCAAGGACGGCGAGAUGCGCAAGCUCAGCAGGACGGCGAGCAAGCUGGUGCGUGAGAAGAACUUUUUGAACCAGCCGGCGGAUGCGAGGGGAAGAGCGUCGAGCAGGAGAACCGCUAGGCCAACGCGCAGCACGAGUGCUCCAGCUAGGAGAUGA